AUGACCAGCGUUCCUCUGACACCAAGAACGCCUAAAAUAAGAAAGGGAUUUGCUAGCAGCAGAGUGGCAACCCCUAACUCAGCCCUUUUGAAGAAAACCAUUCUCAACUUUGAUCCAAAUCUGUCGUACAUGGAAAGCGAUGACCUUUCUUACGUGAACGAAACCACGGAGAUAUCGUUUGAUGAAGACGACGAAAACAUCAGAGAGGAAGAUGAUGAAGAUGAUGAAGACGUUGAGGAAGGGCUUGAUGAAGACGAGGACGACGAAGACGGGGACGAUCUCUUGCCGUCGGCUUCCGUGAGUGACGACGAUGACUCUGGCUUGAUUCCAAUGGCCACACGUCGAGAACCAACUGCUGCAGAAAGAGCCCUUUUCGAGGAAGACGACGAAGUCAGUGAAGCAAACAUCUCCGGCAUUGCCGGUGCUGCCGGUGCUACUGGUACUGGUUCUGGCUCUGGUACUGGUUCUGGUGUUGUCGUUGAAGGUAGUGUUGCUAGCGCGGAAUCAGCUUUACGCAAAUUCAUAAUAAAACAUGAGCUCAUCCGUAAGGGUCUCCAUUCAUCCAUCGGUAUCUUUACCCUUUGGCUCUAUACCCUUGGUGUUCACCAAACUCAGUUAAUACUCCCAUUAUCCACCCUUUUCGCCGUUAUUUUUACCAAUGAUUAUAUUAGAUUCCGUAAUCCUGAACUCAACCAAAAAAUCGUCAAACAGUUUUGGUUUUUAAUCAGAGAUAAGGAAGAAAACCAGUACAACGGGACAUUGUACUUCCUCGUUGGAUUAGUUAUCAUCUUCUCAACAUGUCCUAAGGAUAUUUCAUUAAUGAGUGUAUUAUUAUUAAGUUGGGCAGACACUGCAGCACUGACUUUUGGAAGACAAUUUGGUAAGUAUACCCCAAAGGUUGGUGAAGGUAAAUCGUUGGCAGGUUGUAUAGCCAGCUUUGCUACUGGGAUCAUUAGUUGUUAUGUCUUAUAUGGAUACUUUAUCCCUGGGUACAACCACGUCAACACAGCUGAGGAUAUUAUGUGGACUCCAACUACAUCUAAAUUAAGCUUCCCAGUUUAUGCCUUUUUAUCAGGAUUGAUUGCCAGUCUUUCUGAGAUGAUCGACAUUGGAGGAAUUGACGACAAUUUCACUAUUCCAGUCUUGAGUGGAGGAUUCUUGUACGCUUUAGUGAAGUGGUUUCAAGUUUAG
Messenger RNA from Dujonia railenensis, 1191 nucleotides. The record is from the annotation of a GenBank genome assembly. NCBI's taxonomy places the organism in Eukaryota, Fungi, Ascomycota, Pichiomycetes, Serinales, Debaryomycetaceae.